This is a messenger RNA of Drosophila navojoa, 732 nucleotides long. It is a transcript of the gene IscU, whose product is annotated as Iron-sulfur cluster assembly enzyme. The record is from RefSeq and is a predicted model, not a curated record. Gene Ontology annotation, molecular function: iron ion binding; iron-sulfur cluster binding. Lineage: Eukaryota; Metazoa; Arthropoda; Insecta; Diptera; Drosophilidae. Gene Ontology annotation, biological process: iron-sulfur cluster assembly.
AUAAAUUACGCAGCAAUCAGUGUGUUUUUGUUCCUGCUCGUGCUACAAUUUCACAAUUAUUUUUUUGAACUCUGUUGCUUUGUGAAAAGUAAAUUUUUGGAAUAAAUAUGUCUUUCAUUAAGAAAUCCUCGCGUCUUCUGCAAUCCCAGCUGCGUCGGGUGCAGAGCGUGCCAAUAGCUUUAUACCAUGAAAAUGUAGUCGAGCACUACGAAAAUCCACGCAACGUGGGCUCGUUGGACAAGAAGGAUGUAAGGGUUGGCACUGGACUCGUUGGAGCACCCGCCUGUGGGGAUGUUAUGAAACUGCAGAUCAAAGUCGAUGAGAAUGGCAAGAUCAUUGAUGCCAAAUUUAAGACAUUUGGCUGCGGUUCGGCCAUCGCCAGUAGCUCAUUGGCCACGGAGUGGGUGAAGGGCAAGUCCAUCGACGAGGCGGGCAAGCUAAAGAAUACAGAUAUUGCCAAGGAGCUGCGUCUGCCGCCUGUGAAGCUACAUUGCUCCAUGCUGGCAGAGGAUGCCAUCAAAGCCGCCUUAGCUGACUAUAAAGUCAAGCAGCAGAAGAAUGAGUCGAAUUAAAUGCAAAUACUCAAGUUACAUACAAAUAGUAGAUAUGAUAACCCAAUAAGAGUUAUCAAUAUUAGAAAACCGAUAUACAUAUAUAUACAGUUAUUUUGCAUUGAGUUUUAGAUUAUUAUGAAUGUGGCUGUUUUGUGAGAUUUGGGAUUCAGAAACUGAA